Molecule: messenger RNA, 1387 nt
Organism: Helianthus annuus (common sunflower)
Lineage: Eukaryota; Viridiplantae; Streptophyta; Magnoliopsida; Asterales; Asteraceae
Product: WAT1-related protein At2g39510
Exons: 9
Coding region: 64-1206 (380 amino acids)
Cellular component (GO): plasma membrane
Molecular function (GO): transmembrane transporter activity
Source: RefSeq, a predicted model, not a curated record
CCUUGUGUAUAAAUACCACUAAAAACCAUUACAAUAUCAAAGAGAAUAUAACCUGAAACCACCAUGUCUAAAGAGUGGUUUAAGAGGGCAUAUGUCUGUACCAAGCCUUUUAUGCUGAUGAUUUUCUUGCAAACUUCGUAUGCUGUAAACGGCUUAGUUGUCAAGUCUGCCCUAAACAAAGGCUUAAAUCAUUACACUUUUGCUGUUUACCGUAACGCGAUUGCUGCUCUCUUCUUUGGUCCUUUUGCGUUCUUCCUUGAAAGGAAAGUUAGGCCAAAGAUGACGAUUUCAAUCUUCCUGAAGAUCUUGUUAAUGGGAUUACUAGAGCCAGUGAUAGACCAGAACUUGUACUUUGCUGGAAUGAAACUUACAACUGCAACUUUCGCGGCAGCCAUGUGCAACAUUGUUCCAGCCAUUACCUUUGUUAUGGCUUGGAUUCUAAGACUUGAGAUGGUGAAGAUGAAGAGUAUACAUAGCCAAGGGAAGAUCAUAGGUACACUAGUGACGGUUGGAGGAGCCAUGAUAAUGACACUAAUAACAGGCCCUGCAUUUCAAUUUCCAUGGACAAAUCACCAUACUGUUCAUCAUCAAACUUCCGUUAACGUUGUCAAUACUCAAGACCAGAUUAAAGGAUCUGUCAUGAUCGCCUUGAGUUGUUUUUCUUUGGCAAGUUUUGUCAUUGUUCAAGCACUUACAUUGAAGUCCUACCCGGCUGAGCUCUCUCUCACUGCGCUCGUGUGUAUGAUUGGCACAUUGGAAGGCUCCGUACUUACUAUGGUGGCUGAGAGGGCCAAUGCCUCAAUAUGGUCGAUUAACUGGGACAUCAAACUAUUUGCGGCAAUUUACAGUGGAAUACUUUGCUCUGGAUGUGCAUAUUACAUUUCUGGAGUUGUAAUGCAGGAGAGAGGACCAGUUUUUGUAACCGCGUUCAAUCCUCUUGGGAUGGUUAUUACCGCCGUUUUGGGGUCUUUCAUUUUAUCCGAGAAAAUGAACUUGGGAAGUGUUCUUGGAGCGGUAGUUAUAGUCGUGGGCUUAUAUUUGGUUCUAUGGGGCAAGAGCAAGGAUCAAAAUCAACAAGAUCAAAAGGCAUCAAUAAAUCAACAACACUGUGAUGGCAAGACACUGAUGUUACAACACAAUGUCGUUGAAUCUGGAAAAGAUACCGGAGCGUCGAGUGGACAAGCCAGUGGCGACUUGCGUUUGUAGGGCGUGCAUUGAAGGUGACAAAGGGGAUCUUACGGAUGGCGGUCAAGCAAGUUUUGAAGAACCGAACACAACUUUAGAAGCUUCCGCGAUUUCAUAACUUUGUUAAACAAUGUUUUUAUUUCUUUUGAGUGUAAACAACUUGCUAAUCAUGUCAUGAAUGUUUUAACUAGUCGGUAGUUGA